GAUUCGACUACUUAUUUGACUGUCCUAGAUCCACACUAUGCCUACGACACGAUCAAAUGCGAAAGCAUCCUCUUCCAAAGCUCAGCUCGAUGACAGGAUCGUGGACCGAAGCGUCCAUGAGGAAACUGAAGCUCCUGACUCAGAUUUAGAGGCACAUAUGAAUGCCGUUGUAAAAGGCAUCGAUACUUACCGGCGAACCAUUCAUACACUUAAAAGGAAGAACAGCAAACUACAAGCUGAGCUCGAUUCUCUGCAUGAGGCUGAGGACGUCUCAAUUCAACCACGGAAAGGAAAAUCGGCUGGCCCAACCGUGGCUAACCUUCAAGCUCAAGUCAAAAGGCUGAAGCGGGAGAACAAAAAACUGGAGGAGGCCCGAGAAUUGGAUAGGAGGAAGCUUCGAAAGUACAGGAUGAAGGAAGUGAAGGCUGAUGCCGAAGAGCUGGGUAACGAGCUUUUCCAUGGAGUCGUAGACACUUCGCACCAUAUGCUCAAAAUGCUACGGAGCUUCCAAGAUACAAUGGCGAAGGCCUGUCUGGAAGAGGAUCAGGACUGUGCGAUAUGCUUGGAAAAAAUGGUACUCGGUGAAUGCCAAAGCCUACCUUGCGAGCACAUUUUCUGCACUGCUUGUUUGGUUCAGUACCAAGCAGGUUCUCCGGAACUUUCAUGCCCCGGAUGCAGAAAGCAAUGUAAACGAGAAGAUCUUGAGGUGGUCGAUAUGACAGCAACAGCACAAUGGGAUCAUCUCUUAUCACUGGCUCAAGACUUUGGCGUGAUGGACAGUACUCGGGGCGCACAAGAAACUAGCGAGGAGGAGGCCGAGGAGGAGUUCAUCGAUGAUGAUCAGCCGGAGAAUAGCUCCACAAUGUCAGCUGUUCCUGAGAGCGGACUUGCGGGUUCAGAACCAGAGGGAGAGCCUGAGGUUAACGAAGAGCUUCCACCAGCUGCACCCGCAGAGCAAGCAGAUGAUAUUCCAGCGUCAGAUGCGCCAGAGUCGAGUACUACAGCGUCGCAAGCUCAACCAUUAUCAGCGUCAUAUUCUCGAUCUUCGUCGGCUUUGAAGCGGCAAAAGAUGGAGGAACUAGCGGCUGAGCGUUUGCGGAAGAAGAGACGCUAGCAUGGUAGAAGUACGAUAGUUAUCGGCCGGGUGUUGUACUACUAUAGAGAACCCAUGAAUAGGAACC
Molecule: messenger RNA, 1181 nt
Organism: Stereum hirsutum FP-91666 SS1
Lineage: Eukaryota; Fungi; Basidiomycota; Agaricomycetes; Russulales; Stereaceae
Exons: 7
Coding region: 38-1114 (358 amino acids)
Biological process (GO): ubiquitin-dependent protein catabolic process; protein ubiquitination
Cellular component (GO): ubiquitin ligase complex; cytosol
Molecular function (GO): ubiquitin protein ligase activity
Source: RefSeq, a predicted model, not a curated record